AUGAUGCUCAGCGGGCACGGCGGCGGGAGGCGCCUGUUCACGGCGUCGCAGUGGCAGGAGCUUGAGCACCAGGCGCUCAUCUUCAAGUACAUGGCCUCCGGCGCGCCCGUGCCGCACGACCUCGUCCUGCCGCUCCGCCUCGCCACCGGCGUCGACACCGCGCCCUCCCUCGCCUUCCCGCCCCAGCCAUCGCCGUCGCUGGCGUACUGGGGCUGCUACGGCGCCGGGGUGCCGUUCGGCCGCAAGGCGGAGGACCCGGAGCCGGGGCGGUGCCGGCGGACGGACGGCAAGAAGUGGCGGUGCUCCAGGGAGGCCCACGGCGAGUCCAAGUACUGCGAGAAGCACAUCCACCGCGGGAAGAGCCGUUCAAGAAAGCAUGUGGAAGUGACCUCCUCCGCCACCUCCCCCGCCGCCGCGGCAUACCGGCCGUCCGCGCUCUCCAUCUCGCCGCCUCGCGCGGCCGACGCGCCGCCGCCGAACCUCGGCCACCCGCAGCAGCAUCUCCGCCACGGCGCCUCCGCAGCAGCAGCCCGCGGCCCGGCUCAGGUCACCGCCGGCGCUCUCCAGCUCCACCUCGACGCGAGCCUGCACUCCGCGUCGCCGCCGCCGUCCUACCACAGGUAUGCCCACUCCCACGCUCACUACACGCCGCCGACGCCGUCGCUCUUCCCGGCCGGUGGCGGCGGCUACGGCUACGACUACGGGCAAUCCAAGGAGCUUCGGGAAGCGGAGCUCAGGCGGCGGCACUUCCACGCGCUCGGGGCCGACCUGAGCCUCGACAAGCCGCUGGCCGCCACCGGCUCCGACGCCGCGGCCGCGGAGAAGCCCCUGCGGCGUUUCUUCGACGAGUGGCCGCGGGAGAGCGGCGACACGAGGCCGUCGUGGGCGGGGGCGGAGGACGCGACGCAGCUUUCCAUCUCUAUCCCCGCGGCGUCGCCCUCCGACCUCGCUGCCUCCGCCGCCGUGCGAUACCACAACGGGGAGUGA
Molecule: messenger RNA, 987 nt
Organism: Miscanthus lutarioriparius
Lineage: Eukaryota; Viridiplantae; Streptophyta; Magnoliopsida; Poales; Poaceae
Source: the annotation of a GenBank genome assembly